This is a messenger RNA of Fraxinus pennsylvanica, 1122 nucleotides long. The record is from the annotation of a GenBank genome assembly. Lineage: Eukaryota; Viridiplantae; Streptophyta; Magnoliopsida; Lamiales; Oleaceae.
AUGGUGAGGUUUUCUGUGGGUGGAUCGGAAGGCGAAGAAGAUAGGGAUUCAAUUAACAGCAAAAGACCCGUCUCCGACAAUAGCCGAACCUCCACCAAUGACGGAUAUCAAGAAAAAGACGAACAUGGAACAUACUCCAUUAGAUUCUCCACCGAUAAACCUCGACCCUCUAUAACCUUCACCAAGAAGCCUCGAUUCUCGACCCCCAACGAGGCCGUAUGCGCCACAACCUCUGCCGCUCGUCGGCAAAGAGGGAAACUGCAAAUAUUUGAUGAUGAUGGAAUCUUUGGUGGAAUCAUUGACGAAGAAGAAGAAGAACCUAAGGAGGAAACGAAAGAAGAAGCGCACGAAUCUUCAGAUAAAGAGAAAACAGAUGGGCAGCUUUCCGUGAUCUUGUCGGACCCUGAUGUGCUUGAUUGCCCCAUUUGUCUUGAGCCCCUCACGCUUCCCAUCUUUCAGUGUGAGAAUGGGCAUAUAGCAUGUGCACCAUGCUGCACCAAGAUGUUUAACAGAUGUGGAAAUUGUUCUUUGCCGAUUGGUUACAACCGUUGCAGGGCCAUCGAAAAGAUUGUUGAAUCAGUCAAAAUCUCUUGUCAAAAUGCAGACUACGGCUGCAAACAGACAAUACGUUACAGUUAUAAGCUUGAUCAUGAGAAAGCAUGCACUUAUAUGCCUUGUUCAUGUCCUCAUGUUGCCUGUAACUACGUUGGCUCCUCCAAAGGCUUGUAUACGCAUUUUGAGCUGAAUCAUUCAAAUUGUUCCCUGCGAUUUCAUUUCAGUCUUAUUGUCUCCAUUUCCUUGGACAAAAAUCAGAAACAACUCUUUCUUCAAGAAAAGACUGAAGGGACACUUUUUAUCCUUAAUCGCUCAAUCGAUCGUCUUGGAAGCUUAUUCAAUGUUGUUUCUGUCGGACCAUCUUCAACCAAGAGAAGAUACUUUUAUACUCUUACAUCGAAAGAUGGAGAGAGCUCAAUCAAACUAGAGUCAGUUGCAGAUAACAUGCCAAAAUGGAUUGCACAGCCUCCUGUGAAAAAAUAUCUUCUGAUUCCAAAUGAUUUUAUUGGUUCCAGUGGUGAGCUGAAGUUGGAAGUUAUCAUAUGGAGUCCCCUUGAAUCUCCCUAA